UAAUGACGGUAAACGAGAAGCGUGUUACUAAAACGGCGUAGGACAUUGUAGUGUGUGACGAAGUGGUUGUUCGGGGUGGAGCCUUGGUCGAUACGAGUCUCUUAUGUCCCAGCGAGCCGCUCACAAGGAGACAGUCACAGCGCCACAGCCAACAUAGAACACUGCACCAGUUCUUGAACCACCUGGCGCACCGGCGUGGGAAGAUGGACCCGGACGAGGAAAUACCUGACACUAAGGAUGCGUCCAGGCCCUUCCUCACCAGAAAUACAGGUGAGGUUGGGAUCUACAUUGACCCAAUCGAUGCUCAGGCAGUUAACCCCAAAGAGUUCGGUCUGGAGCACUGCUUCAUGAUGUCGGUCCGGGAGAACCUGCUGGAUCACCUGUCCAGAGCGGACCUGGUGAAGGUGAAGGGCGCCCUGGAACACCGAGGACUAUUCAAGGGGGUCAUCCUGGAGGGGAUAAGAAAAGGUAUGAUCUUGAUAGUCACCUUUGAUGACCUUGAAGCUCUGGAGAGUCUAUGGAGGCUGUGGGAGAAGGACAAGUUGUCGGCAUUGUUCCAGGAACUGUUCGUUACCAAGGAGACAAUGAAGCAAUGUGCUGUGACACGGCUGACCAUCCGCGCUAAGAUGUGGGAGGAUGAAUAUGCAGACUGCAAAGAGGAGCUUCUCAACAGAAGCAAUGAGCGAGUCAGCAUCGCCAAGUUCCCUAACGACAUUAAAAUCCUGAAGGAGAUCCGGGAUUGUCAGAAGCAGCUCGGCGAGGACACCACGAGGAUGAGGGAUUUGGAGAACGAUUUCGAGCUGAAUCUGGACGACUUCAUGAUCUGCGUUAAACGCAUCCUGCCUGAUGAUGUUGGUAUAAUCCAAUCACUGGCCGACUUCCGCAACUCUGUCAAGAUAGCAAAGGGCAUCCGACAAACAGGAUUUGAAUCCAUCGACAUAUACCUUGAAACUCUUGACGUCAUUGGACAGAUCUUUGAGGACGUGGAAACUACCUUCUGCUACCGUCUCUCCCAAAUUCAUGGAGUGUGCGAGACGGAGGAACAGAAAGACAAAGUGGAGAUCAUCAAGGCGACCCGGAAGGACAUGGAGGAACUCCUUAAACCAGACAACAGCCUUCUGAAAGUUCGGUUCAAGGACUGGGAACUUAAGAUUAAUCCGCGAGAGAAGAAGCUGUUUUUGGGGCUUAUUAGUCUGGUACCAAUAGGAUUAGAAAGGCUGAUUGAUAUAGACCAUUAUAUAGACGAGUUCAUAACCGCCUUUCCAGAGCAGAUUGGAUAGAGGGUUGAAGUACAUCAUUGGCCAUAUCUGUCACAAAGUGUUCGAAGAAGAUAUAUCGGAAUGACUACGAGUUUGAUUCAAUGACAUUCACUGUCCUCAUUAUUUCACGCGAUCCUGAUCUUAAAUUGGGUAAUUAAUUUGUUCCUUAUAUAUAGUUGCAGUUUUCUGUUACUCCUUUCUUUCUCAGCUCAUUCCAAAUAUAUUAAAAUUAAUUAAGUGUACGCUUCGUAAACAUCAUCUAAUUCUACAGAGGUUUAUUGACGAAUGUAGGUGUAUGUACACACGUGUGAAUGCUACAUGUAUGAGUAAAACAUAUAUACAUCUUCAAUAACGAGUUGGCUACUAUUAAAUUGCCUGUGCGUUCCAUGCCUCAAUCACUGAACAUGAUGCUCCCAACUCGCAAUAUUUAAUGAAACAUUCUGUAGUAAUAAGGGAGGCCGACAUUUCUAGUAUGCACAGGUUUCCUCGGUAGUCAUACAUUUAUUUAUAAUAGUACUGUUUUUAACAUUAUGUUUAUUGAAUAAAUAGCUAUAGCCCUUCAACAUAAAUCAGAAAACGACACAAUCCUGCCUGCAUCGACACGUUUGUUUUCAAUGUAAUGCAAUUUGUCAUCUUUCAGUUUCAGAUCAGGACCACUCCGUCCAACUGUCUGUAAAUGUUUUAUGCUUCAUAUUCUACAAUUUCAUGUAUAAAUCCGUCACAUUAAACCAUGCGCAAAACA
Molecule: messenger RNA, 2001 nt
Organism: Haliotis rufescens (red abalone)
Lineage: Eukaryota; Metazoa; Mollusca; Gastropoda; Lepetellida; Haliotidae
Exons: 5
Coding region: 204-1280 (358 amino acids)
Source: RefSeq, a predicted model, not a curated record